Betta splendens (Siamese fighting fish) is the source of this 1481-nucleotide messenger RNA. Its product is annotated as olfactory receptor 4D1-like. The transcript has a single exon. The coding region runs from base 1 to 951 and encodes 316 amino acids. The record is from RefSeq and is a predicted model, not a curated record. Gene Ontology annotation, cellular component: membrane. Lineage: Eukaryota; Metazoa; Chordata; Actinopteri; Anabantiformes; Osphronemidae. Gene Ontology annotation, molecular function: olfactory receptor activity; G protein-coupled receptor activity. Gene Ontology annotation, biological process: G protein-coupled receptor signaling pathway.
AUGUCUUUACAAAACACUUCAAUCAAAGUGACAGAGUUUAUCAUUAGUGGUUUUGAUACAACCAGUAGUCCUGUGGUAGUUGGUGUUGCUUUGCUUCUUCUUUAUAUUAUAGCUCUUCUUGCCAAUAUGCUUAACAUUUUCAUUAUUGUGUAUGAUAAGAAUUUGCACAAACCCAUGUACCUUCUGAUCUGUAACCUUGCUGUUGUUGAUAUUCUGUACACAUCUAGUGCCAGUCCCACAAUGAUUGGAGUUCUACUUACUGGUGUUAAAACUAUAUCCUAUGUGCAGUGUUUGAUCCAAAUGUGUGUUUUCCACUUAGGAUGGUUGAUGGAGAUGUUUGCACUGUCAAUUAUGGCAUUUGAUCGAUUGAUCGCUGUUAGUUGUCCUUUUCAGUAUCACAGAUAUUUAACGAACAUGCGAGUUGUCGUUCUUACAUAUAUCUUAUGGAUUGUUGCCAGUGCAUUAGGUAUUGCUUCUUGUGCAAUUGUGAUUCCUCUUCCUCACUGCUACACAGGACUAAAGUAUAAUUUCUGUAACUUUGCUGCUGUAAUUCGAACCACUUGUGUUAACCCAGAGUACUAUUUUAACCUGGUUGCAAUCGUUACAGUGUUUCUUACAUUUUUUACCUUCAGUUUCAUUUGCUUAUCGUAUUUUGGGAUCAUAUUUUUUGUGAAGUUUACUUCAAAUAAUGAGAAAGUGAAACUGGGAAGCACUUGUUUGAGUCACUUGAUUGUUGUAAUAUGUUAUUAUGUUCCAGGAUUUGUCAUCACUUUCUUGACCAGGCUUGGUGUUGUAUUAUCUGUUGAGGAACGUAAUGGCUUAAAUAUUGGGAUGGUCCUUGGACCGACUAUUGUGAAUCCUUUUGUUUAUUGUUUUAGAACAGAAGAAAUUAAGUGUAGGAUUGUCAGGACAUUUAAAAAACUUGAGCUAUCAUGGUCAAUUGUUAUUUAGUCUCAAUUUACACUUGUUUACCUUGCAUGUUUAUAAUGGUAUUGAGACUUUUUUAUGCCAGGCUUUUAUGUUUCUCCUCACAAAGAUAAGCAGAAAUUGUAAACACUGAAUUGCUACAGGUACCACAAUGUCUGUUUUUACAAAUACUAAUAUAAAAUGUGUUUUCUUUAAAGUGUUAGACUGCUUAACUGCCCACAAUAAGUCCUACACCUUACAACACAGGACACCAAAAUGCAUUAGUGAAAUAGCUUGUUUUAAUAUAAUUUGGUUUCUUGUGGUUCCAGCUUGCCAAAUGUAAGAAUUAAGAUCCUUUUCUUUAUGACAACACGGUACUUUUUCUGCAAGUCAAUGAUGUAUGUAUGAUUGUCAUUUAAAUUUCCACAAAAAAACAAAUAAACUUGAUUGAAAAAUAGGUGCUGGCCACAGUAUUGACUGGGGGUGACACCUGCAACAGCAGCCUGAUGUGCUAACCUGCCUAAACCUCUGUAGCUAACUGCCCAAUUGUAAGCCCUAAUGGUGAGAAUACCUGU